Molecule: messenger RNA, 1056 nt
Organism: Tyto alba (common barn owl)
Lineage: Eukaryota; Metazoa; Chordata; Aves; Strigiformes; Tytonidae
Gene: MED29
Product: mediator complex subunit 29
Exons: 4
Coding region: 5-628 (207 amino acids)
Biological process (GO): regulation of transcription by RNA polymerase II
Cellular component (GO): mediator complex
Molecular function (GO): transcription coregulator activity; transcription factor binding
Source: RefSeq, a predicted model, not a curated record
AAAGAUGGCGGCGCCCCCUCAGCCGCCGCCGCCGCCGCCGCCGGCGGGCCCGGGCUCGGGCUCGGGCCCGGGCCCGGGGCCGGGGCCGCCGGCUGCUCCUGCGCCGCCGCCGCCGCCUCUGCCCGCCGCGCCGCCGGGGCCGGGGCAGCCCCCGGGGCCGCCGCUGCCGGCGCAGGUGGCGGCCGCGCAGGCGCAAGACUUCGACCCGGUGCAGCGGUUCCGCCUCCUCAUCCCGCAGCUGAAGGAGAGCCUGCAGGCCCUGAUGAAAGUGGCAGCGCAGAACCUGGUGCAGAACUCCAGCAUCGACAACGGGCAGAAAAGCGCCGACGGGGCCCUUCAGCGCUUCGACAAGAGCCUGGAGGAGUUCUAUGCUCUCUGUGACCAGUUGGAGCUCUGCCUUCGCCUGGCCCACGAGUGCCUCUCGCAGAGCUUCGACAGCGCCAAGCACGCCCCUGCCCUGGUGCCCGCAGCCCCCAAAGGUGAGGGGGGGGCGGGCGAGACCCUCCCCUACACCCAGUACCUGCCCCUCAUCAAAGCCCAGAUCGCCGGUGCCAAGGACAUCCACAACGCCCUGCUGGAGGGGGCCAACAAGAUCACCGGCAAGCUGCCCCCCCCGGGCGGGCCCUGAGUGUUUUGGGGUGUCCCUGCGGGGGUCACAGACACUCCCCAAACCUUCUGUGGUGGUCUGAGGGCGGACACGGGGCCGGGGGGUGUUUGGGGAAUUCUGGUACCACGUGUCGAGGGGUCAGAGUGCCGGCACACAGUGCAGAGGGGUGCUGACACACCCCCACACACACCCCCGAUUUUUGGAGGGGACCCCGCGGGGGUGCUGAGCCCCCCCUCAAAUUCUGCCAGGGGUCUGAAAGCAGAUCCAAGGGGCUUGGGGGUGGGGGGUCUGAGUGUGGAAAUGGGGAGACAUAGUGCUGGCUUUUGGGGUGCUGACCUCCGCGGGGGGCCAUAAUGGGGAAGGGGUGGGGCAUGGGGGGUGCUGGCCCCCCCUGGUUUUGGGGGGAAACCAGCUGUUUUUUUGGUAAAUAAACUGUUUUUUUGUUGUGA